AUGAACGCCGAGCAGGUCCUGGAGAAGCUGCGCGCACAAAGCCUGCUGGUGCUCGAGGACGCCGCAGCCGAGACGGGCGCCGCGAUGAGCCGCGAGGCCAAGCACACGCUGACGGGCCUCGCGGAGGCCUACCUGCACCACAUGGCGCACGAGCUCGAGUGUUUCGCGAAGCACCGCAGCAAGGCGGGCAAGACAGUAACCGCCGACGACGUCCUGCUCAUGGCGCGGUCGAUGCCGGAAGAGCUCCGCGACCAGCUCCGCGAGGAGGUGGCGAGCACGAGGGCGGCACCGGCAGCACGACCCGCGCCGGCAGCGCCCGCACCGCCCGCGACCGACGCGCACGAGCCGAGCGCCAGCCAGCUGCCGCUGCGGACCGCCUACGGCGCCGCGCGUCCCGGCGGCGACCACGUGGCCCCCAGUCAGGACAGCGGGGAGCCUCUGGCAAAGAGAAUGAGACCCCCCCCGCCCACGUUCGAGCUGUCCGACGACGAGGGCGCGCCGAUCUGA
Pedinophyceae sp. YPF-701 is the source of this 507-nucleotide messenger RNA. NCBI's taxonomy places the organism in Eukaryota, Viridiplantae, Chlorophyta, Pedinophyceae. The record is from the annotation of a GenBank genome assembly.